This is a messenger RNA of Ochotona curzoniae (black-lipped pika), 942 nucleotides long. RefSeq names its product intelectin-1-like. The record is from RefSeq and is a predicted model, not a curated record. Gene Ontology annotation, molecular function: oligosaccharide binding. The coding region runs from base 1 to 942 and encodes 313 amino acids. The transcript has 7 exons. NCBI's taxonomy places the organism in Eukaryota, Metazoa, Chordata, Mammalia, Lagomorpha, Ochotonidae.
AUGACCCAAUUAGGCUUCCUGCUGCUCCUGGUUGUGGCCAGCAGCUGGCGCAGUGCAGCUGUGUCCUAUAUAGAUACCAAGAAGUGGACCUGUUUCUAUUCUCCAUCUCUGCCCAGAAGCUGCAAGGAAAUCAAACAGAAGUGUCCUGCAUCACGUGAUGGCUUGUAUUUUCUUCGCACCGGGAAUGGAGUCGCUUACCAGACCUUCUGUGACAUGACCUCUGGGGGUGGUGGCUGGACCCUGGUGGCCAGUGUGCAUGAAAAUUACAUGAGUGGGAAGUGCACGCAGGGUGAUCGCUGGUCUAGUCAGCAGGGCAACAAAGCAAACUACCCAGAGGGGGAUGGCAACUGGGCCAAUUACAACACCUUUGGGUCUGCAGAGGCAGCAACAAGUGAUGACUACAAGAACCCUGGGUACUUCGACAUCCAGGCUCAGGACCUGGAAAUCUGGCACGUGCCCAACAAGACACCCUUGACACAAUGGAGGAACAGCUCUCUGCUGAGGUACCGCACCAACACUGGCUUCCUCCAGCAUCUGGGACACAAUCUGUUUGGCCUUUAUCAGAGAUAUCCAGUGAUAUAUGGAUUAGGGAAGUGUUGGACUGACAACGGCCCAAUAUCACCUGUGGUCUAUGACUUUGGCGAUGCUGAAAAAACUGCCUCUUAUUACUCACCCUAUGGCCGGGCUGAAUUUGUUCCUGGAUUUGUUCAAUUCAGGGUGUUUAACAAUGAGAAAGCAGCGAAUGCAUUAUGUGCUGGGAUUAGAGUUACUGGCUGCAACACUGAGCUUCACUGCAUUGGCGGGGGAGGAUACUUCCCUGAGAGCAGCCCCUUGCAAUGUGGGGAUUUCUCUGCCUUCGACUGGAGUGGAUAUGGAACCCACCAGAGUUACAGCAGCAGCCGGGAGAUCACCGAGGCAGCUGUGCUCCUGUUCUACAGAUGA